Messenger RNA from Anopheles arabiensis, 1172 nucleotides. RefSeq lists its product as uncharacterized. The record is from RefSeq and is a predicted model, not a curated record. The coding region runs from base 38 to 850 and encodes 270 amino acids. The transcript is spliced from 2 exons. NCBI's taxonomy places the organism in Eukaryota, Metazoa, Arthropoda, Insecta, Diptera, Culicidae.
GCAGGCGGCACCAAACGUACGCUGACCGUGCAGUGCAAUGGACGCGUUUCCGAUCACGAGCGAAGAUCCGGAUGUGCGCCAACAGUUUGCGGAAAACAUCUUCCAAAUAUUGCGCCCACUGUCUGCGCUCGAGAUGCCACGUGGCAACCGGCCGACCGAUGGCGAUUCGUCCGAGUGUAGUGCCCUGUCCGAUCCGUUCUCCGAUCUGGAUGAAUCGUACAUACUGUUGGAUCAGCGCAAGAAGAAACCCGGCGUGGAUGAGACGGAUGAGCUGCUGCUAAUGAAUCAAUUUACACCCGAGUUCCGGUGCGCUUACGAUGAGCUGAUGGCGACGGGCGAGAACCGGCACCGGAAGCAGGCGAAGGAAACGGCACCCGAACCGGCGGGCACGUCGAGCGGUUCCGGCUGUGCCGCCUGUCCGGUGGAUCUGCAAACGGCCACCGAUUUCAGCCCCAAGUUCCGGUCGUUUAUCGACGAGAUGCUGCGCAAGUGUGACCUGCAGCACCACCAGGAGGAGAAGAAACGGCGCGAACAGCAGCAGGCGCUGCAGCAGCGUAAGAAGGGGCGCGUGCGGGCGAUCGUGUCGGAGGAAUCGUUCUGCGGGCUGGAGACGGACUCGAUGUCGGGGAUGUGGCGUAUGCUGGACGCAAUGUCGGAGAAUGAGCGCGAGCUCUUCCCGACGUCCGGUCCCCACUACGAUCUGUACUACGAUCGGCGGUUCGAUUGGAUGACGCGGGACGAGAUACCGUGGGAGCAGAUUGAAACGUCCAAGAAGAAGUGCGAACAGUGGCUAAAGAUACCGGGCCAGAUGGAGCAGAACGAUGGUGCGAAAGCGAAACAGAACCAAUAGCAAGGCAAUAGCAAGUGCAGCGGAGGUUUUCGAAACGUUUUGUACUUUGUAGUGUGUUUUUUUUUAUAAAUUGUGUGUUUUUUUUCAAAAACCGUGUGCUUCAUGUUUACAGGUUUUAGAAGGUUUUAUGUAUCCAGUGAUGUUACACACAUAUUGUUGUGUUCUAACACUUGUAUUUAUUUAGAAACUUAUACAACGUACAUAAUAAAUAAAACAUAAAUGAAACAAUCACAAUAAAACGUAUACUGUACGGUGGCCGCGCACCAGCCGCACCGAGCGCCCCUGCCGAGAGCUCCUGCUCGAUCGGCUCGCAAACACACUC